This is a messenger RNA of Plasmodium cynomolgi strain B, 1116 nucleotides long. RefSeq lists its product as hypothetical. Bases 1 to 1116 code for a protein of 371 amino acids. The transcript has 4 exons. The record is from RefSeq and is a predicted model, not a curated record. Lineage: Eukaryota; Apicomplexa; Aconoidasida; Haemosporida; Plasmodiidae.
AUGAAUUUACCCCACGAUAGCAUCCCGUGUAACCCGAACGAUAAUUUGAUCCCCAGAAAUGUGGACGCGAAAAACAGAUACAAGAGACACCCGUUCUCCAGCAUGGACAUCAGUAGCCACUUGAGCAUUAUUCCAUUCCCACAGUAUAACGCCAACUUCCUUUUAAAUAACGACACCAAAUUGAAAAUGUAUAAAAACAAGGUGUUUGGCAUCCCUAUUGAUAUCACCGACUUGAGGGAGAAGUCCAAGCAUUUUAACAACACCAUUGGCAGUAGUGACAAUGGGAGAAGAAACUUAACCUAUCAGAUGGUUGCCAAAAAUGAUGCACAAGAAAAGGCAGAAUACAUUUACCAACCAGCCAUACCGGAAAGUGCGUUUACCUUGCAGCUAUUAAAAAGAAAUAUGAAGGGCACAUGUGGAAUGUACCUAGAGAAAUGCAAACGAGUGAUUAUUUUUGAUUUGGAUGAUACGCUCAUUCCGACCAACUGGAUUAGAUCCUUUUUACUGAAAAGGUGUGCAGUUAGCUAUAAGCAGGGCAUCAGAGAAUUGAAGAAGGAAAUUCAGUUAAAUAAAAAAUGCAACUUUGAAUCAGUUGCUUGUUCUGUAAUUCAUUUGGCCAUGUCCUUGUCACACACCGUGUUCAUCGUGACCAAUGCGCGUAGCGACAAGUGGAUCGAGACAGUCAGGUGGCUUUUCCCGCGCUUUUCCAAACUGCUUCUGUACUGCCAAAUUCCAAUCAUACGGACAGAACAGCAGAUGGAGCCGUCCCCCCUCUACGUGCAUGAGUAUUUUCGCUUUUGGAUGUGCGCCAAGAAAAAAAAGUUUGAUGACAUUCUUAAGCAGCACUGCAACCUCUACCGCCCCUACAUCUCGAACAAAAUUGAUUUUAUUUCCCUGGGCGACACCGACUUUGAGGAAGUAGCGACUUAUGAGCUACAACUAGCCAACACGGGAUUAAUUAACAGAGCCUUCAACGUGAAGGUGCAGGCGGGCCUGUCCCUGGAGGACUUCACAGGGCAACUGAAGCUCAUCCAAGUGGCCAUGUCCAUAAUCGCCAAGGGGUCCUACGCGUACAAACAUUUGGCUCUGUCCGGAUCCGUUCAAAUUAAAAUGUAA